Molecule: messenger RNA, 3177 nt
Organism: Gymnodraco acuticeps
Lineage: Eukaryota; Metazoa; Chordata; Actinopteri; Perciformes; Bathydraconidae
Product: zinc finger protein 638-like
Molecular function (GO): nucleic acid binding
Source: RefSeq, a predicted model, not a curated record
CGGAAGUGUAUUUCGUUGUUUCCGAUGGUGGAACACAGACAGUUAUGUGAAUAAACCGAAUAAGCCGCUGAACUGGACUAUCCGGUACCGUCCGGUACCAACAAAGACCCACAUACAUCGACUCAUUGACAGCUUCGCUGUGCACACCAACAGUAAUUUCCGACGCGUUCCUGCCCUUGGUUUGGAGUCCAGUGCAACAUUGUCUGUUGCCAACAGCACCAGAGGGACCCAUUUCAUAUUUGGACCUGCGUCGUCGUCUGCUCCUGCUGUUGCUGCUGCUGCUGCAGUGACUGCUCUUAGAUUGGCUCAGAUUGAGACUAGGGCGCAAAUUGCUCUCCAGCAGGUUGCCACUCUUGCAACCAUAACUAUUGGCAACCAGUGUCACAACAACGGAUUGUCAGUAGCAUUGCUUCCUCAUCUGGCUCUCCUGAACUUUCUCAGUAAACAUCAGGUAUAUGCUGUUGGGGCAAACAUAGACAUUAACAACAAAAUCUACAGAAAAAAUCAACAGAAUCCGUCUUCUGCCAUGUACCACCACCACAACAACCAGCAACAAGGGCCACCGCCCUUCUCUAAUGGGUCAAGACCUCCCCAUCAUCAGCCAUCUCAAAAUCCACAUGCAAGUCGUUCUCCCUCCAAUAUGUUGUCCAUGGGCUUCCAGUUUCCUCGUCCCACCCAGCUCCCCGCGGAGCUAGAGUCUGCCCUGGCUAUCCGGGGUGCUAGGGACAUGGACCACCGCCUCAUUGACCACACAAACCGACAGAACCAAGGCUCAGGUUCUGGUAUCAGCCAACAUGGAAGCUACGGCUCCAACCAAAUAACACCUACCCCUGAUAAUCAGCCUGACCAUCAGCAAGGAGUAGACUGGUCAAACUACCAACCUCCAUCUAAACUGUUUGCCAGUCCUCCACCUAGUAAUAGCCACCAGUCCCAGCGACACCAGGGGCCUCAACAGCAGCCACAGAGCAGCCAUGCUGGAACAAGCAUGCCAAACUGGACUACCACUGACUCUGCUUCAUCCACAGCGCGACAUCCCCAUGGUGGCAGGAGUGGUGGUGGUGGGGAUGGUCAGGCUUUGUACACGCCUGAGAGUGCAGGAAGCAUCUUGGCUAGCUUUGGACUUUCUAAUGAGGACUUGGAAGUGCUGAGUCACUACCCAGAUGAUCAGCUUACCCCAGAUACUUUACCAUUCAUACUCCGUGACAUCCAGAUCAACAAGUCAGGCACCCAGAAGACUGUGGCUCCCACAACCUCCUCUGCAUUCUCACGUGGGAUCCAUGAUCCGUCUGCUUCCAACUCUUCAAAAUUGGCGCGUUCACGCUCACCGGAAGUGCCCAGUCUGUUGACUGUUACACAGACAGCAGGUAAAGUCAUCGACUAUGGUCAUGCAAGUCGGGCAAAGGAGGAGAAUAAUACCAGAGAAACUUUUAAAAGAGAGCCGCUCUCCAGCGAAAGAACAGUUAAAAUGUUCCCAUCUUCAUCAGCCUCAUCGGCUCCAAAACUAGAAAAAACUGAAAAGCGACAGGUUCGUUUGGAACACAGUGAAUCAAGCAAGCACGGAGACCGGGACUAUCGCAGGGCGGAUAGCGACCAUCGCAAGAGCAAUCGAGCAUCAGGGGGAGGAUUUACACCAUCAUUCAAAUCUCGUAAUCUAAACCAAGACUACAGGCGUGAAGGACCCAAACCUAGGCCCUCACCUGAAACCAAGAACGAAGCUUCCUCGAGGCGGUCUCUCUCCUCUUCAUCUGGCUCCCAACCGCACAGCAGCAGCAGCAGCAAGAAGUUACCUACUCCCAUCAUGAUAAGUGAUUUCUCAGCUGUGUCUCCAAAGGUGUAUCCCCAUACCUGCUCCCUGUGCCACACUCAGUGUGAUCAGGAAAAGGUGAGUGCCAAAAAUGCCCUCGUAAUGAUUUCUGAAAGGAAAACCCUCAUAUUUGACGGGUUUUACCAUAUAAACACCGUCAACCACACUGCUGCCUACAGAGACCUGCCUCAACAAUUCUUCCACUUGAUGAAUGUUUUCUUUAAUCCAUUAGGGGCGGACGACAGGGCAGCUCUCCAUCCCACUCCGUGCCGAGGUCCCUCUCUGGUUCUCCUCCUGCUGGCAGACGCAGGCUCGGGCCCCAUAGGCCGCACACCAGGCCGUACUCGCCUCACCAGCCUCGACACCAACCCUACACAGUUUAGAGCACAGCUAUCGACCCGGCUCUCGCAGCCCCACUCGAUCACACCAAGUCCCCCUUUCUUCAGAGAGAACCGGCCUGAAAGGAGAGACAGGGUGGCAUCAGGGAGUUACGCUCGCUGUGGUGUGAAGCGUCCACAUGAUGACAUCAGCCGACAUCCGUCCUCCUUUAGGGGGUCAGGGCUUCAAGCAUGGGCCGCCACAUUCCUUGGGCAAACCUUUCAACAAAACGUUCAAGAGCGGACGCAGGCCUGGAACAAAGACGACCAAGACAACAAGUGCCAAGCCUCCUGGAGCUUGUGCCAAGCUUCCACCACCAGCCAAGAAAAGAAGAAAAUGGGUUUUGGGUGUCUGGUUUAUCUGACUGGCAUCCCAAAGGAUGCAUCUGAACAGGAAGUGACUGACCUGGUGGGGUCCUUCGGCAAGAUCAACAACGUGAUCCUCAUGCCAAGCUCUGAGGAAGAGAGCGAGAAGGACGAAGGGCAGAAGGCAUCUGUUUGCAUGAUGAGUGCUGAAGAUGCCCUGGCUCUGGCCAACUCCACACAUCUCUCCAUUAGAGACCAACAGAUCACUUCUUUAACAGCCAAGAAACCUGAAAUAGUAUGGCCUUCUGAAGCUAACAGCAUACCUGCUCCAGGACCGGACAGUGGUGCUGCUGGGCCAGACUAUGGAGCUGAUUCUGACAAGAAGACGUCUGAUGAGAAGGCCAUGGUGUUGAUCACAGGACUUCCUGAGAGCGGCUGGUCAGAGAACAGCAUCAAGCUGGUGCAGCCCUUUGGAACUCCCUCUGACAUCAUCCAGGCACACACAUCGGAAAGGUUGGACACAGUUUCAUCUGAAGCUGUUGCUGUUUCCCGGAGGGGAGACACACAACAGGAUAGCAGUAAAAGAAGCUAAAACACGUAUUCUAAGUACCUUGUUUUUGCAAGAUAGUCCACUUUCUGUUUUGGCUGCAAAGCUGUGUAAUAGAAAUGUCCAAAUAAAUGAUUUGUUUU